GCGUGCAUAGACAACGCAACGGUAAACGUAAGUGGUUAGUUAAAUAAAAAGGAUUAAAUUUGUCUACGGAUUAAAUGAAAUAGUUCAAUAAUUAAAAUCAAUUAAAAUGAAGGGAAGAGAGCGUCGUUCUAAUGCGGGCAAUCGUAUGGCAAAACUUCUUGACGACGAGGAAGAAUGUCAGGAUGAGUUUUAUAAGGUUAACUACGGUGGUUUUGAAGAGACUGAGUCCGAUAAUGAAUACGAAGCUCAAGAAGAAGACGACGAUAUCGUUGAUUCAGAUUUUAGUAUAGACGAAAACGACGAACCUAUAACUGACGAUGAGGAAGAAACGACAAAAAAGAAAAGGAGAUUGGUCACUAAAGCAUACAAAGAGCCUACUAUUGCUCAGAGCAAACAGAGACCUAAAGUGAAAGAACUCAAAUUAAAAAGAAAUUUAAUUACAGUUGUCAAGAACGUUGACGGCCUCGAUUAUGGAGAACGUAAAUCAAUUAGAAAAUCAACUGCAGCAAAAUCAGCAGCUACAGCUCAGAGAAUUAGAAUAAGAAACUUGGAACAGAGAAGGAAAGUGAAAAGAAUGAAAGAAGAUAUCUGGAUUCCUACACAGGAAGAAUUGUUGGAAGAAGCAAAAGUAACUGAAAAGGAAAACUUGAGAUCAUUGGAGUGCUAUCAAAAAUUGGAAAAUGAAAAGAAAACAAAAAGGCCCGUUAUGAAGUCUUAUGCAGGGUCCACAAUACGUUACCACUCCCUAAGUAUGCCAAUAUUAGAACAAAUUGAUCAAAAAACUGAGAAAAUAAAUAAAUGUGAAAGAACAUUUGUUACAUUCCUCAAUGACCCCAAUUGUGUUGUUUACCAGAGGUUAAUGAAAAUUGGACCACAACCUAAAAAACCUACUGUAUUACAGUGUGCAAUAACGAAGUUACCUGCAAGAUAUGUUGAUCCAUUAACUUGUUUACCUUACCACAGUCAACAGUGCUUUAGAUUAAUAAGAGAGGCAUAUUAUCAGCAAUUGCAAAAGCAUGGAGACCGAACUAAUUCACAAGUGGAUAACUGGCUCAAAUGGUAUCAAAAAUUCAAAGAGAACCAGAAAAGACAACAGAAAUGAAGUAUCUCUUUGUAUUGAUUUAAAAUAAAAAACACUUUAUUAGAUGGAAAAAUUAAGAUAAGACAAAAACUACUGUACAUGCUAUCAGAAUAUUAAUAUAAAACAUGGCACAACAUAUAAAAUAGAAUAAUAAAUUUGUACAUAAAUCA
Molecule: messenger RNA, 1251 nt
Organism: Agrilus planipennis (emerald ash borer)
Lineage: Eukaryota; Metazoa; Arthropoda; Insecta; Coleoptera; Buprestidae
Gene: YL-1
Product: vacuolar protein sorting-associated protein 72 homolog
Exons: 1
Coding region: 107-1102 (331 amino acids)
Biological process (GO): chromatin remodeling; regulation of DNA-templated transcription
Cellular component (GO): nucleus
Molecular function (GO): ATP-dependent H2AZ histone chaperone activity
Source: RefSeq, a predicted model, not a curated record